Messenger RNA from Vigna radiata var. radiata (mung bean), 924 nucleotides. RefSeq names its product protein FAR1-RELATED SEQUENCE 5-like. The transcript has a single exon. The record is from RefSeq and is a predicted model, not a curated record. The coding region runs from base 1 to 924 and encodes 307 amino acids. Lineage: Eukaryota; Viridiplantae; Streptophyta; Magnoliopsida; Fabales; Fabaceae.
AUGGCUACAAGCACAACUAAUGUGCACGAGCUGCCUCAUUGUAAUACCAAUAUUCCUAACCCAAAUGAUACGUGUUUCGACUACGAGCCAACAUUGCAUAUGUGUUUUGAUACAAUGGAAGAAGCAAAACAAAUUUACAUAAAUUACGCCAUUAGAUGUGGAUUUGCUGUGCGUACAAGAACUUCUAAAAAAGAUAAGGAGAACAAUGUGUACUACUUGCGAUUAGUUUGUUCAAGGGAAGGCAAAUAUGUAUCUUCCAUCAAACCUGAGGUCAAAACACUUCCUAGUCAAACAAAUCAAUGUCCAACUGGCAUUACCAUUGCAAGGAAGGACAAUAAAUGGUUUAUAAGGACUGUCGUGCUAGAUCACAGCCAUGACCUAUGCCCGAAUACCACUAAGCUAAUUCCUGGGAAUAGAAAAUUAAGCAUGCAAGCUAAACACACGUUGGAGGUGAACAACGAUGCGGGAGUUUGGAUAAAUAAGAGUCUCCUUAGCAUCGUGAGCAAUAUAGGUGGAUUUAAAAACAUGGAAUUCAUAGAACGAGAUGCGCGAAACUACAUUAUGCAACACAAAAGAUCGUUAUGUAAGGAUGGUGAUGGUCAAGCCCUCCUACGACACUUUUCAUCUAUAAAAGAUUUAAAUAACGAGUUCUUCUAUGACAUUGCAUUGGACAAAGGGAAUAGAAUCUGUAGUGUGUUUUGGGCAGAUGCAAGAAGUCGAGCUGCAUGUGAGGAAUUUGGUGGUGUUGCGUCAUUCGACACCACCUACUUAACAAAUAAGUAUGACAUGCCAUUUGUGCCUUUUGUCGGAGUUAACCAUCAUGCUCACUCAGUAAAAACACAAAUUACCGCGGCUUUUACCGAAGGCUUCUCGGCCUCGGUAAUUUCAGUUUUCCAAAGGCUUUACCGAGGGCCUGUAGAGUAG